This is a messenger RNA of Torulaspora globosa, 729 nucleotides long. RefSeq names its product Rts2p (gene RTS2). The transcript has a single exon. Gene Ontology annotation, biological process: DNA replication; DNA damage response. Gene Ontology annotation, molecular function: double-stranded DNA binding. Lineage: Eukaryota; Fungi; Ascomycota; Saccharomycetes; Saccharomycetales; Saccharomycetaceae. The coding region runs from base 1 to 729 and encodes 242 amino acids. The record is from RefSeq and is a predicted model, not a curated record. Gene Ontology annotation, cellular component: nucleus.
AUGGGGAAGGCCGAGUUUGGCACAGCAAAGUACUUAAGCAACAAGAUGAAGGCCAGGGGCCUUCAGAAGUUGAAAUUUUACUGUCAGGUUUGCCAGAAACAGUGUCGAGAUGAGAAUGGCUUCAAAUCCCAUAUAAGAUCACCGUUCCAUAUGAAGAAUAUAAGCAAAGUCUCCAAUACUGAUAUUGCCAGAUACACAGAACAAUUUGAGCAAGAUUUCUUGCGACUGUUAAGACUCAGUCAUGGCGAGAAGCAAAUCGGAGUUAAUAAGUUCUACAACGAGUUUAUUCAGGACAAGCAUCAUAUACACAUGAAUGCCACGAGAUUUAGCUCCCUCACGAAGUUUAUUCAAUACCUGAGCAAGGAAGGCAAGGUAAAAGUGACCGGGUUGGAUUCUUUGGCCGAAGAUGAGAUAGAUCCUAGCCAACUGCUUAUAUCAUACAUCGACAAGUCGCAGCAGAACCUAUUGAGAAAAGCCGAAUUGAAGGAAUUAGAUGAGAAUCAGGAAUCGGAGCAGCAAAUGAAAUCGAGGCUGUUGCAACGCCAGAUCGAACUUGGACAGAAGGAAGAAACUGCAGAGGAUGAGAUCAAAAGUGAAUCGGCUACAAGAAGCAGGCUGCCGCAACGUGCCAUACAUGUAAAUUUGAAGGAUACGAUGAAAAAAGCGGGAGGAAGCAGUAAAAAGACUAAAACUAUGAGAGGCAAAGUCCAUAAAAAUGUUUUCAUGUAA